UCGAAAAGGAAGGGGGCGAGAGGUAGUUGUGUGUAGUGGGUGCAGAACUGCAGCAGCGCAGCACCGGGCAGGGAGGGAGGGGGCGACCCGGAGUCUUUGAAAGGAUAGAGGGCGAUGACCACACCGGCAGGCUCUGGCACAGGCUUCGGCUCCGUGUCCUGGUGGGGCUUGUCCCCAGCGCUGGACCUGCAGGCUGAGAGUCCUCCUGUGGACCCAGAUUUGCGGGAGGAUACAGAGCACACGACCCCCGAGCUAGAUGUACUGCUGGUGGGAUCCGUGGAUGGGCGGCACCUGCUUCGGACUCUGGCCCGGGCAGCUCUCUGGCCUCGCAGGAGGUUACAUGUGAGCCGGGAUUGUGGGGUGGGUGGCGAGAGGAGAAUGAAGUUCUAUGUGCUUGAGAAUAAUCUGGAAGCUGUGGCCCGACACAUGCUGAUCUUCAGUCUAGCCUUGGAGGAACCUGAGAAGAUGGGGCUGCAAGAGAGGAGCGAGACCUUCCUGGAGGUGUGGGGGAACGCGUUGCUGCGCCCCCAGGUGGCCGCCUUCGUGCGCGCGCAGGCCGACCGCCUGGCGCGCCUGGUCCCGGAGCCCCACCGCCUGGCGGAACAGCUGCCCUGGCUCAGCCUGAGCGCCCUCAAGUUCCGCGAGCGCGACGCGCUGGAGGCUGUGUUCCGCUUCUGGGCCGGCGGGGAGAAGGGUCCUGAGGUCUUCCCCAUGAGCCGCCUCUGGGACUCCAGGCUGCGUCACUACCUGGGCUCCCGUUACGACGCCCGGCGCGGUGUCAGCGACUGGGAUUUGCACAUGAAGCUGCACGACCGCGGGGCCCGAGUCAUCCACACUCGCGAGUUCCGGCGUUGGAGGGACACAGGCGUCGCCUUUGAACUCAGAGACUCCAGCGCCUACCACGUGCCCAACCGGACCCUUGCGUCCGGCCGCCUCCUGAGCCAUCACGGGGAGCGUGUCGCAGCUCGCGGGUACUGGGGGGACAUCGCCACGGGACCAUUCGUGGCCUUUGGCAUCGAAGCGGACGAUGAGAGCCUCCUGCGGACCAGCAACGGACAGCCAGUCAAGACCGCGAGUGAGAUCACCCAGCACAACGUGACGGAGCUGUUCCGAGAGGUGGCCGGCUGGGGGCGCCCGACAGCCAACCACGGAACCCCUGAGCAGGUGCACGGCGAGGGCCCUGGAAGCCCAGAGCGCGCUGCCCCUUCCCCGGAAUUCACCGUUCACUUCCUGCCUCUCGGCUCUGCCCAAACCCUUCACCACAAGAGCUGCUACGAGGGACGGUUCCAGCUUCUCUACGUGGCCUGUGGGAUGGUGCAUCUUCUCAGCCCCGACCUCGGGGCUUGCGUGGCUCCCGGAGGACACCUGAUCGUGGAAUUAGCCCGGUACCUGGUAGACCUGCGGCAAGAGCAGCUGCAGGGGUUUUCCGCCCGGGUCGGGGAGCUAGCUCAGGCGGCUGGAUUCACCCCGCAGAACCAGGACAGGCCCUCUGAGACCUUCGCACGCUUCUACAAGUCCGGGGACUCUGCUUGCCUCCGCAGCCACGCCGCUGUGCAAUCCACGACUCCGCCCCCUGGCGCCCUGGUCCCGCCCUCUGUACAAUCCGCGACUCCGCCCCCUGACGCCCUGGUCCCGCCCCUUGAGGCAAGGAACCCGCCCCCGGAGGGCCUGACCCAGCCUUCGGAAGGCAAGACCCCACCCUCUGAGCGCCUCAAACUACCCUCAGAGUCUCGGGUUUCACUCUCAGAGGUUCAGGCUCCGCCCACAGGGAGUCAGACCCCAAAACCAGAGAGUCUGCCCCGACUGCCAGAUACCCAGCCCCCCAUCUCUGACCUCUAGUCAGGUCCCGGAAGUAGAGCCCACCUGUAGAAUACUCAGUUACACUCUCAACAUUCUCAAUCAGCUUCAGAGGUGUUGCUAGAAUUUCAGAUUACAUUCCUGGGAUGCUAUAGUCUGUUCUUAGAAUUCUAGAUGGUUCUCUCAGAGUUCUCCAUUUCAUUCCUGAGCCUGGCGAUCUGGCCCUGAGGCUCAGGCCCUCUGUGUGGUCCCCUUGUCGCCAGAGGUCCUGUUUUAACUGGGGUUUGGGGUGGUCUGCUCUCCAGGGCUAGUCAGCACCCCCACGUGGUCCGAGUAAAGAGAGCGGGGUCCUCUUCUCCGUGUGCCCGUGUAGCUUUCCUGUCCUCAGUCUUGUCUCCAGGGCUGGGGGAGGGGAGCGCCUAGGGUGGUCAAGAGAGGAGACCUAGUUCCAAGUAAACUAGAAGUGGGUUUCUCUGUGCUGUUGCCUUCGAGAGUCUGGGCCACACCUAGAUCCUGAAAUAAAUCAAAAUUUAUAGAGUG
Messenger RNA from Felis catus (domestic cat), 2337 nucleotides. It is a transcript of the gene DNAAF3, whose product is annotated as dynein axonemal assembly factor 3. The transcript is spliced from 12 exons. The record is from RefSeq and is a predicted model, not a curated record. Lineage: Eukaryota; Metazoa; Chordata; Mammalia; Carnivora; Felidae. Gene Ontology annotation, biological process: axonemal dynein complex assembly; motile cilium assembly. The coding region runs from base 115 to 1839 and encodes 574 amino acids.